Messenger RNA from Sciurus carolinensis (gray squirrel), 2210 nucleotides. It is a transcript of the gene Zp2, whose product is annotated as zona pellucida glycoprotein 2. Gene Ontology annotation, biological process: prevention of polyspermy; binding of sperm to zona pellucida. Gene Ontology annotation, cellular component: egg coat. The record is from RefSeq and is a predicted model, not a curated record. The transcript is spliced from 18 exons. The coding region runs from base 24 to 2168 and encodes 714 amino acids. Lineage: Eukaryota; Metazoa; Chordata; Mammalia; Rodentia; Sciuridae. Gene Ontology annotation, molecular function: structural constituent of egg coat; acrosin binding.
GGUUGAUUGGUGGCGUUUUGGCCAUGGCGUGCAGACAGAGAGGAGGUUCUGGGAGGCCCCCAAGCUGCGCAGGUUGGAGGUCACUUUUUCUCUUCACCCUUGUGACUUCAGCGAACUUGGUAGUUCCUCAUUCUGUGAAUCCUGACUUCCCAGGCAUUUUCCUUUGCAAUGAAAAUGGAGUAACAGUCAAUUUACCAAACCCGCAUGGCACCAAGAAAUGGCAAGCAUCUGUGGUGGAUUCCUCUGGUGUUGAAAUGCUGAACUGCACUUAUGCCCUGGAGUUGGAUUCAGCAAAUCUUACCCUGAAGGUCCCAUAUGAAACCUGUACCAGGAAAGUGCCUCGUGGACACGAGAUAAACAUCAGAAUCACCGACCACGGUGCUGCUUCAAGACCUGGGGAUGGCCUGUAUCAGUUCUUCUGUCCAGCUAUGCAGGUGGAGGAGAUCCACAGGCUUUCAGAAUCCACAGUCUGCAUGAAGGAUUUUGUGUCUUUUUCCUUUCCACAAAUCAUCUCUGGCUUCGCUGAUGAUGGUGAGAUGAACAAAUCUGAUACUGGAUGGAUCAUUGAGGUUGGCAAUAGUUCAAGUACCCAUAAGCUGAGCCUGCAGGAGGCCCUAAGACAAGGAUUUAGUCUACUGAUUGACAGCCAGAGGAUGACUGUCCACAUGCCAUUCACUGCCACUGGAGUAACUCACUAUGUGCAGGGAAACAGUCGCCUCUACACUGCGCUUCUGAAGCUUUCGUUUGUAUCUCCGGGGCAGAAGAUCAGUUUCUCGUCGCAAGCUAUUUGUGUGUUAGAUCCUUCUGUGACUUGUAAUGGCACACACAUGACUCUUGCUGUACCAGAAUUUCCUGGGAAACUAACGACUGUGAGCAUUGAAAAUAGGAACAUCCCGGUGGGUCAGCUGCAGGACAAUGGAAUUAACACUGAGGCAACAAAUGGCUUGAGAUUGCAUAUCAGCAAAACUCUUCUCAAGACAAAAUCCUCUGAAAAAUGCCUCAGCCAUCAGUUCUACUUACCGUCACUCAAGCUGACCUUUUACUUUCAACGGGAUAUGGUAUCCAUGGUGACUGAGCUUGAGUGUCUCUGUGAGUCACCAGUCUCUAUAGUUACAGGAGAGCUGUGUUCCCAAGAUGGGUUUAUGGACUUCGAGGUCUACAGCCACCAAACAAAACCAUCUCUCAACUUAGAGACCCUCAGGGUGGGAAACUCAUCUUGCCAGCCUGUCUUCAAAGAUCAGUCUCAGAGGCGGGUACAGUUUCACAUACCCCUGAAUGGAUGUGGAACAAGACGUAAGUUUGAAGAUGAUAAAGUCAUCUAUGAAAAUGAAAUACAGGCUCUCUGGACAGAUCUUCCUCCAAGUAAAAUAUCCAGAGAUAGUGAAUUCAGAAUGACAGUGAAGUGCUAUUACAACAGGGAUGAUGUGCUACUAAAGGCCAAUGUCAAAAGUCUUCCUCCUCCAGCAGCCCCUGUGAAGCCUGGUCCCCUUGUAUUGAUCCUGCAAACCUACCCAGACAAAACGUAUCAACGACCUUAUGAGAACAAUGAGUACCCUAUAGUGAAAUAUCUCCGCCAACCCAUUUACAUGGAAGUCAGGGUCCUAAACAGGGAUGACCCCAACAUCAAGCUGGUCUUGGAUGACUGCUGGGCAACCUCGACCGUGGACCCUGCCUCUCUUCCCCAGUGGAAUAUUGUCGUGGAUGGCUGUGAAUAUAACCUGGACAACUACCAAACCACCUUCCAUUCAGUUGGCCCCUCCAUGACUUAUCCUCUUCAGUAUCAGAGGUUUGAUGUGAAGACUUUUGCCUUUGUAUCGGAGGCUCAGGUGCUCCCUAGCUUGGUCUAUUUCCACUGCAGUGCCUUAAUCUGCAAUCGGCUCUCUCCAGACUCCCCUCUGUGUUCUGUGACUUGUCCCACAUCAUCAAGGCCCCGUCGAGCCACAGGGGCCACUGAAGAGGACAAAAUGACACUCAGCCUCCCGGGACCUAUUCUCCUGUUAUCAGAUAACUCUUCAUUCAGAGAUGCUGGAGACUCCAAAGGACCUGGUAUUUCUGGAGAUGCAGCUUCUAGAAUGAUAGCUGCUGCGGCUGCCUUAGCAGGCUUGGUGGUAACUCUAGGCCUUGCCAGUUACCUAUGUAAGAAAAGAACCAUGAUGUUGAAUCACUAAUUGGAUUUGUGAAUAAAGUAAACCUCUUGCCUUCUAUUAUAA